AUGGCCCUCUGUAGCAAGUGUGACCAGGCGAAAGAGUGCCAUGGUGUGAAUGACAUUGAGGACGCAAAUGCUACGGCGUCAGAAUUCCACUACGAGCCGAUCUUCCAGCCGUCGGAUGCGCACCACGAUGCCACGGAGUACUACAAAAUCCCGGGAGAUUACGUCAAGACGGUGGAGGCGCUUGGCAAGAAGAUACUACAGGUGGACCCCAAGGCGCUCACGCUGCUGGCGGAGCAGGCAUUCGCUGACGUGCACCACUUCUUCCGAAAAGAUCACCUUUCUGGGUGGCGCCGCAUCCUCGAAGACCCCGAGGCGAGCGACAAUGAUCGCUUUGUUGCUCACACGUUGCUGCAGAACGCCUGCGUCGCUGCCGGCCGUGUACUUCCCGCGUGCCAAGACACGGGUACGGCAAUUGUUCUUGGCAAGCGUGGCGAACUCUGCUGGACAGGAGGUGAAGAUGAGAAGUACCUCUCCAAGGGCAUCUGGGACUGCUACAAGAAUCGCAACCUGCGUUACAGCCAGACGGCGGCGCUCGAUAUGUUCAAGGAGGCGAACACUGGCGACAAUCUCCCGGCCCAAAUGGAUCUGAUGGCGGUGCCGGGCAACGAGUAUCACUUCCUUUUCGUCGCUAAGGGUGGUGGCAGCGCGAACAAGGCGUAUCUCUACCAACAGACCAAGGCUCUGCUGAACCCCAAGUCGCUCCGUGCCUUUAUUGAAGAGAAGCUGAAAACGCUCGGCACGGCAGCGUGCCCUCCAUACCACAUUGCCCUUGUCAUUGGUGGCACCAGUGCGGAAAUGACGAUGAAGACGGUGAAGCUCGCCAGCUGCCGCUACUAUGACUCCCUUCCCACAACCGGCAACAAGGCAGGCCGCGCCUUCCGUGACCUUGAGUGGGAAAAGAUUGUAAUGGAAAUCGCCCGCAAUUCCGGUAUUGGUGCACAAUUUGGCGGCAAGUAUUUUGCCCAUCAGGCCCGCGUCAUUCGUCUGCCGCGUCACGGCGCGUCGUGUCCUGUCGGUCUCGGUGUCUCCUGCAGUGCCGACCGACAGAUCCUCGCAAAAAUCACAGCAGAUGGUCUGUUCUUGGAGCAGCUCGUGAAGGACCCUGCUCAGUACUUGCCUGAUGUGCCACUCACCUCCCUGAGCAGCGGGAUGGUGAAAGUGGACCUCAACCAGCCAAUGGCCGAGAUCCGCAAACUGCUCAGUCAGUACCCCGUCACCACCUGCCUUAGCCUCACCGGGACUGUUAUUGUGGCACGUGAUAUUGCCCACGCAAAGAUCAUGGAGCGGCUUAACAACAAGGAACCGCUGCCACAGUACAUGAAGGAUCACCCCGUGUACUACGCUGGACCAGCGAAGACACCGAAGGGCAUGGCGUCCGGCUCCUUUGGGCCCACCACGGCAGGCCGCAUGGACUCCUACGUUGAGCCCUUCAUGGCCGCCGGUGGCAGCUUUAUCACACUCGCGAAGGGUAACCGCUCCAAGGUGGUGACAGACGCGUGCAAAAAGCACGGUGGUUUUUACCUCGGCAGCAUUGGUGGGCCAGCUGCCAUUCUGGCGCAGAACAACAUCAAGAAGGUCGAGGUCGUAGAGUACCCCGAGUUGGGUAUGGAGGCUGUGUGGCGGAUCGAAGUGGUGGACUUCCCGGCAUUUAUUGUUGUGGAUGACAAGGGCAACGACUUCUUCGCUAAACUCCUUUGA
Messenger RNA from Trypanosoma grayi, 1698 nucleotides. RefSeq names its product fumarate hydratase. Gene Ontology annotation, molecular function: fumarate hydratase activity. The record is from RefSeq and is a predicted model, not a curated record. The coding region runs from base 1 to 1698 and encodes 565 amino acids. The transcript has a single exon. Lineage: Eukaryota; Euglenozoa; Kinetoplastea; Trypanosomatida; Trypanosomatidae. Gene Ontology annotation, biological process: generation of precursor metabolites and energy.